This is a messenger RNA of Aspergillus homomorphus CBS 101889, 2001 nucleotides long. Its product is annotated as PCI domain protein. Gene Ontology annotation, cellular component: eukaryotic translation initiation factor 3 complex; cytoplasm. Gene Ontology annotation, biological process: cytoplasmic translational initiation. Bases 181 to 1605 code for a protein of 474 amino acids. The transcript is spliced from 2 exons. Lineage: Eukaryota; Fungi; Ascomycota; Eurotiomycetes; Eurotiales; Aspergillaceae. Gene Ontology annotation, molecular function: translation initiation factor activity. The record is from RefSeq and is a predicted model, not a curated record.
CCCCCCUCUUAUCUCCUACCUACAUUCAAUUUCUUUCCGGUUUCUCCUUCCCUUCCCUUCUCCUCUCCUCUUCCGCUCCCCUCCCCCCUCCUCCCCUCCGCCUCUCCUCCAGUGCGCCCUCCCUUUCCCCCCACACCAUCCAUCGAUCUAUCGACAUCGAAUUCUCAAGAGACUACCACGAUGCCCGCUCCUUCGACCACCCUCCUCAUUGAGGGUCCCUUCACGGAACUUGCCGAUGAGUUCGCUCAGUACAUCGAUGCUCUUCGCAAGCCCGACGCCGCCGCUUCCAAUCUUCAGGCCGAGAUCGCCCCGCUGUUGGAACCUCUGCGCCAGCAGGAACAGUCUGAUGCUGAACCCGACCGUAAGCAACGGGAUGAGGUGUUGAAGAAGUUGGUCACCGCCGCUACUGCCUUGAAUGCGGCUCCCGAGAAGGAAAUUAUCUCCGCUUACAACCUCCUCGUUCACCUCGUCCACCAGGCCUCCGACCCGGACAUGUUCCUCUCGCGCAUCUGCUCUUACCUCGCCAAACCCAUUACCGCCUCUCCUCAGUUCGGUCCCUCCUUGGCCAUCUCCGUUUUGUCCACCAUCUUCAACACCCUCGCUCCCACCGACUCUAGCCGCUACCACGUUCUCCUGGCCAUCGUUGCCGUUAUCCGUCAGGCCGGUGCCUCCGUCGCUUUUGACGCCCUCAAGCCUCAGCUGACUUCUCAGCUGCCCGCCUGGCUCGCCGCUUGGGAGCUUGAGGCCGAGGAGGCCCAGCGCUUGCACCUGGCGAUUGCCGAUGCCGCCCAGGCCGCUGGGGACGCCGAGUUGUCUCAGUCCCAUGUCUUCCAGGCCCUCCAGACCAUUCCCGCCGCCCAGGCCGCCAGCCCUGAGGCCCGUGAGCUGGCAGUUCGCGCCCUGACUUCCGCUCUCACUUCUCCCGCUGUCUUCGACUUCACCCCGUUGACCGCCUCCGACGCCGUGCAGGCCCUUCGCGCCAGCGACAGUACCCUCUUCGAGCUGCUUGAGAUCUUCACCUCCGACACCCUUGACGCCUACGAGGCACUCAUUACCACCAGCCCUCUGGCCGGUAUCUCGGGUGGCGUGCUGGCCGAGGCCGGCGAUGCUCUGCAGACCAAGAUGCGCCUGCUCACCCUGGCCUCGCUGGCUGCCGCGACUCCCUCCCGUUCGCUGCCCUAUGCCACCAUUGCCAACGCGCUGCGGGUUUCGGACGAGGAUGUCGAGAAGUGGGUUAUUGACACCAUCCGUGCUGGUCUCGUUGAGGGUAAGCUGUCACAGCUGCGUUCUGAGUUCCUUGUUCACCGUGCCACCUACCGUGUCUUCGGCGAGAAGCAGUGGGCUGAGGUUCAGGGUCGCCUGAUGGUCUGGCGCCGCAGCCUGGAACGUGUCCUAGGUGUUGUCCGUUCCGAGCGUGAGCGCUUCGUGCGCGAGGGGCUGCAGGCGGCCCAAGCGGCCGAGGAGGCUGCCCAGGGCAAGUCCUCCGACAAGGGCAAGUCCGGUGACCGCCGUCGCCAGCAAGGUAACAACAACAACAACAACAACCAGUCUUCGACUCCGGCUGCUCCAGCCGUCAGUGCGCCCGUGGAGGCUGUGGCUGAGUAAAUGACGGAAGGACGGAAAUGCGGGCGAGGAUCAAUGACUGAUGAUGAGACCUACAUACCUUGUUUUUUUGUCUUUUGACCUACUAUCUACCAGAUACCACACCCUUAACCCGCGCAGACGGAGUCGGGAACGAGCAAGAGAAAAGAAAGACCUAAAAGUAUCUCUGUGUCAUGGCUGGGCAGCGGUGUUAACGCUAAUUCUUCGUGUCUAUGGAUUGGGUGUUUGUAACUGAUUUAUUAUGUUCAAUGCUGGAAUGUUUCUUCUUCACCGUCGCAUUUAGAUGGAUGGAUGGCUCGAUUGCUGGGGUCGUCACGGAGGUAGCUCACGUUAGCUUUAGAAGCGAGCCGGUCAGCUGUACUUAGAAAGUGGAGGAUAGAAUCGACUGUGUCAAACGAC